This is a messenger RNA of Mercenaria mercenaria, 495 nucleotides long. Its product is annotated as transformation/transcription domain-associated protein-like. Bases 1 to 495 code for a protein of 164 amino acids. Lineage: Eukaryota; Metazoa; Mollusca; Bivalvia; Venerida; Veneridae. The record is from RefSeq and is a predicted model, not a curated record. The transcript is spliced from 5 exons.
AUGGAAGAAAUUAUCGGAUCAGGUGAUGCCACUCCAGGGUCUAUGAAGAGGGCUGGCUCAGUUGACCCACCAGGCAAGGUGAAAAAGGCUAGAUACUCUUCUGGUGCCUUAGGAAGCCCAGGUCCAGCCAUUAAGUGGACAGAGAGUGGUAAACCUAUAGUGAAACAGUACUGUGAUGGGGUUGUGAAUUUCCUGCUGAAGGUAGCCUGCCAGGUGAGUGAGGUAGCAGGCUUGCCGGGAGAGGUGCUGUGGAGGAGAUGUGUGGCACUGUUGAAAAUGGCCUUGAGACAGGAUGUAUGGCUUGGUUUGAUAAGCUGUAGAAAGUCAGCAGCCAGAUUUCAACAACAUAUGUACAGCCUUAGACUUAUUGUGCUUCCUUCUAACUAUACUGAUAUUCCAAUGGCUGUGAGCAUGAAAGAACAUGGCUUUGUGAUGAAGACCCUUUCCAUGAAUCAGUCAAGCACAUGUAUAUCUUUAAUUCAAAUGAGAGAAUGA